AUGGCAUCUCGCAAGUUGUGCGUUCUCGAAGCUGUUCUAUUCAUUCCGUUCUUUAUCCGACUUGCUUCGGAUGGGAAAGCGCUGGGUGGGCGUACAGAGGCAUGCGCGAGUGCCUCAAAUGAACGUUUUAUUGCUGACACGGACUCUCGGUUCAAGCUGGGAACAUCGAUCGGGGGUGUUUGUGUACUAUGUGCUACUGGUGCACAUGGUUCUCCAGAUGCCGCUUCAGUGUGUGACUGCGUUGGACUUCGUUCCGGGGUGGAUUGUUCUGAUUCAUUCACACGAUCGGCCCUCUUAGGAUAA
This is a messenger RNA of Echinostoma caproni, 303 nucleotides long. The record is from the annotation of a GenBank genome assembly. Lineage: Eukaryota; Metazoa; Platyhelminthes; Trematoda; Plagiorchiida; Echinostomatidae.